UGUGACAUAAUUUUAAUUUUUAAUAGGCAUUAGAUAUAAUUAAAAAGUUAAAUGGUUCAAACAGACCUAAACCCACGAGAUCCUGGUUUUUUGAAUUUUUUGCCUGGAACGGUUAAUCUUGUAUAUGAUAUAGAUAAGAAAUUAAUGGUAUGGUUGAGAGAUGGAAGAAUAUUAAUUGGAUUUCUCCGAAGUGUUGAUCAAUAUGCAAAUCUAGUUUUACAACAAACAAUAGAGAGAAUAUAUGUUGGCAAACAAUAUGGGGAAAUCCAUAAAGGAAUAUAUAUUGUUAGGGGUGAAAAUGUUACUCUCUUAGCAGAAAUGCAUGAAACGCCUUCUAAAGCCGAAUCGGAGCUAGAAAAAGUGUCGUUCGAACAAAUUUUAAGUGCUCAGUCAAAAUAUCAACAGCAAAAAUUAGACGAAGAGAACGCCAAAAAAUUAGCACUAAAAAAUAGAGGGUUUUCUUUUCCAUGCCAGCCAUCACAUUACGAUAAUAGAUUAAACGAAGAUUGGUAUUGAUACGAAUAUCGAUAUACAUUGUAAUGAAUGAUACUAGCGAUGGUAUGUCAAAAUAUCCAAUUUUCGAUAGAAUUAUAAUGUAUACCAGGAUAUAUUUAUAUUCGUAAAAUUGACUAAUAUUUUUGUCAUUUUUUUAAAUAUAAAAAAUGCUUUUUCAUAUUAAAAAUUGAAAUGAAUUCAAAAAACUCAUAAAUACGCUCUUAGUCAUAGAAAUUCAAUAAAUUAUAAAAAUAAUGUAUGAUUAGAAUUAUUUAUUUUUGUACAUACAACUUUUUUAAAAUGUUAAAUUGAAUAUAAAAAUAUUAAAAUUUAAUUAUACGCAGAGAAAUAUGCAAACCCAGAGGUGCACUGACACCAUUUUUUUAGCCGAUACCAUCAAUUACAAAUACCACUGAUACCCAAAAAUAAUAAUAUAGUAUAUUUAUUGAAAAAUAGCAAAGAUAAAAUCCAUCAAUAUUAAAGUUGGAAAAAUUCUGAUUUUUUUUUAAAAAAAGUCGAUUUU
Gordionus sp. m RMFG-2023 is the source of this 1018-nucleotide messenger RNA. RefSeq names its product U6 snRNA-associated Sm-like protein LSm1. Gene Ontology annotation, biological process: deadenylation-dependent decapping of nuclear-transcribed mRNA. NCBI's taxonomy places the organism in Eukaryota, Metazoa, Nematomorpha, Gordioida, Chordodea, Parachordodidae. Gene Ontology annotation, molecular function: RNA cap binding. The coding region runs from base 52 to 516 and encodes 154 amino acids. The record is from RefSeq and is a predicted model, not a curated record. The transcript has 4 exons. Gene Ontology annotation, cellular component: P-body; Lsm1-7-Pat1 complex.